AUGAAGCGAUUCUUCUCGCGGUUCUCUGCGGCAGGACCGACGUCUCCCGGUGAUUCCUCACAAGUCGCUCCUUUCGCCCAGUCCGAGAAGCAAAACCUCACCGAGCCCAAAUCUCCGUCCUCCAAUCUCGCCUCAAAGGGCACCAUCGGCCGCACCAAAGCGUUGGUGGCUAGAUUUGAAGGCCAGCCUCCAGCAAAACUUACCACAGCUCUCACGUCGACAGUAUCGUCGCAGCAAUCAGCUUCCGUAUCUCCGGCUCUCUCGUCCAUCUCACGUGCACAUGCACCUUGUGACAAUACCAGCAAAGUUUCGCUGACGAGCAUUGUCAGCUCAGUGCCAAAGCGCGUGCCAGGCUCCAGCUUGCCUGAAGAGCGAAAGAUCAUCACUCAGCCUGAGAGCCUUAGCUCAGGUAUAAAAACGCAAGCUCAAGCUAGUGCUGAUCAAGACGUGGGCCCGCGUCAAACGAGCUCAGGUAGUCAAGUGGCCUCGUCCGAAGCUCAACCUGGCAGGGCAGUCGCCUUUGCACCCUCACCCCAAAAGCAACGCUCCACUUCGCCUGCCCAGAUCAUCCACUUGCAGCGUCUCGCAUCAUCUCAACCAAUCUCUCGCACCAACUCGACGGAUAGCGAUGCACCUGCAGCCGGCAGCAGCUUCGCACGACCAACGGCCGCCAGCCAGGCGAGGGCCAAAGCUUCGUCUAGACCAGCUACGAGCGAUGUCAGUCAGCACGGACUUCCCUCAUCACUGCGAGAAAAGGGUCUCGUCAAUUUCAAUCGCUCUGCAAGCCCAAGUCAUGCAUCCUCUUCUCGCCCUUGGGCUCGUCGCAGCUACUCACACUCAAGCGGCCCUGACGCACGAAAGGCUAACGCCUCCUCCGUCGCCCCCGGCGUCGCAAAUCGCAUCAGCGAUGUCGCCUCAUCUUCCCGACGCGUUUCAACGGAAGUGACUGCGGGCAAAAUCACCGCUGCAGGUGCAGGUCCUGGAGCAGCGAAUGUUUCGAGCCCACUCAGCUUUCCAAGUCGAACCUCUCUGCCGAUGCGCAAGAGCUGCUCUGCUUCCACUGCUAGUCGAAGCGUUGGCCGCCGCGGCAGCGUUGACGUUGCUUCUCCGACAGGCUCCAAUGAGCCGGUCGCUUUCCCUCCAACCAGCGGAGAUGCGCCACGGUCUUUCCAUUUCCCGACGUGGAGCGAGAUGACGCAUGAAGAUCUCGUCCGCAAUCUGGGACCACGCGAACGAACAAGGCAGGAGGUCCUCUGGGAGAUCGUAGCGAGCGAAGAGCGCUACGUGAACGAACUCGAAAAGGUCAAAGAGAUCUAUAUUGAUGCUCUUCUCCGUCCGGACCAGUUCGAUCUUGAGCGCGUCCUGCCCCCACCCGUCACCACCUUCGUUCCGUCUCCGCUCGAAGGUGUCGGAUCAAGCGACUGGUCGCUCGUCUCGCCAUCAUCAUCUUCGCAGUCUGCAGUCGGCAAUGGGGACCCUCCGUUAUGUAAAAUAGACGCAAGCAGCAGUUCAAAUGGUGACCUGCCCAUCGCUGCUCGCUUCUUGUCAGACGGAGCAACAGGCAGCGUUCCCGGGCGCGGUAUCCACUCGCCCGUGGACGGAGUACCUUCGAACAGCACAAACAAUCCGUAUCUACCGGCGUUGGGCGGUUCAUCCUCGUCGGGAAACAUCGCCACACGACCGGGUCAACCCAACAGUCGCAUCGACAUAGCGUUUGGCCUCGGUCUCGGGCUCGGAACCAAGGCUACAAAAGACCGUAGCGCUGCUGCCUACAUACACUCUCCGGCCACCUCAAAAGACACGAGCAAGGUCUCGAAAGCACAGAAGCUGCGAGGCCUUUCGCUCAAGGCGGCCGGCGACUCUCACCCGCUUCGGCUCUCAGUGCCGCUACCACCGUCACUGCGCGAGGUGCUCGUCGCUAUUUCUGAAGGCCUCGUUGAAGCGCACGGCAUGCUGUCCGAUGCUCUCAAGGCAAGGUACGAAGAGCAGUGGCCUUUGGUGCGCAGUCUCGCCGAUGUCUUCAUGAAGCAUUCUCACAUUCUGCAAAACUACGCCAGCUACGUUUGUCACCUGCAGAGGGCUAUGGAGGAGCUCGAAGAGGCCGCACUGAUGGAACGCGCCUUUCGAGGCAAGCGGCUCAAGAAAGAGCGCCUCAGCAACACGGUCGGUCUGGGCCGCACAGUAGCAGCGCUCGAAGCCUGCGCAGCGGAGCAAGGCUACGCUGGCCUCAUGAUCUUUGUUUCGAUGCCGUUUCAGCGUCUCCUCAAGUAUCCGCUUCUCUUUCAAAACCUUCUCUUCCACACGGAUCCGUCGACUCACGAAUUUGAGAGCACCGUAUCCAUGGUGGUCGAGGUGGAACGGCUGGUGCGCUCGAUCGAAGACGAAAAAGUCAAUGCAGAGGAGCGAGACAACACACGCGACGCAUUUGCUCGCAUCGACGGUAUCACUGAUCGGCAAGUGCUGCGACCACGACCGGAUCGGGUGCUGAUUGAAGAGAAGGCGUUGUACGACGAACGCGCCCGUCGCACGCUCUCCGAGUCCGCACCUGCAGAUGACGCAGCCGCGUCGGACAGUGAAUUAGUUGUGAGCGGCACCGAGAGCACCGACCAAAGGGGCAAACGCUGGAGAAGCUCUAAGCAGCUCGACCUACGAGCGACGCUCCGCGACAAACGCUCUUACCGCCGCCUCUCCGACUUCUUGUCAUCCGACGAUGCUGCCAGUAGCGCGACCAAGGCACCGGCGAUAGGCAGCAAAAAGGACCUUUGGCUUGUUCGCUUCUCCGACGUCGAGCUCAAGUGCCAGCGCAUCGGCGUCACCGCAUUGCCAAUGGUGAGCUCAGCCGUGCUUCGCGAUGGCGACCAGGCUGUCGAGCGCGAGGCCAACGACCUGGCAGCCCGCAGCAAGGAGGGCCGCGAGCGUCUCAAGGCUCUGCGAAGUACUACACUGCGAGCCAAGACACGCAAUCUGUACAAGUUCAUCUCUGUAGUCGCUUGGCGCAACGCAGCUGCACGCUCAGUCGUCGAGGAUCCGCAAGGCAUUGACGGCCUACCCACCUCGCACGAGGUCGACGAAGAGGACGACGACGACGAUGCUGCCAGUAUGAGCAGUGCCGGAGACAGCAGCGCUAGCGGUAUCGGCUCUUCUGGCAGCAGCGAUGGCGUCGGAGGCCAAGCGGGCUCUGACAAGUACAUCAGAUCGACCAAGCUAUCUUUCACAUAUUGGGGUGAUCGCGUCGAGCCAGGUCGCGCUGUAGCCGGGCAGCAGCCCAACACGAAGUCAAUCAGUCAAGUCAGGAUCACGCGAAAGCGCGAUACCCAUAGUUCCACCUCGAGCACAGGAGGCGCGGCAGCUUCUACUGACACAGCAAUCUCUGGAACGGUUCACACCGCACAACGUCCGCGCAAGAGCGUUCCCAGCAGUCGCGCUCGCCAACACGGUGGAGGCGGGAUGUCAGGCCGACUCAGCGAGCCUCUGGCAGCGACAUCCAUCUCCACUGCGCCAGAGCCCAUACAAAGCGCUGUGGCACAGAUGCAUGCAAGGCAGCGGAACGACAAGUUCGGCGCUCGCCUCCGAACUUCGAUGGCCAACGACGGUAUUAGCACGGCUGCGUUGGUCGGAAGGAGAAGCUCGCAGGUAUCGGUCGAUCACGCUGGAGACGGUGCGGUCAAGAACAGCGGCGGCAGUAGUGUCCGCAAAAGCAAUAUGCCAAUUGGGGUCGGGAGGGCGCUAUAG
Messenger RNA from Kalmanozyma brasiliensis GHG001, 3732 nucleotides. RefSeq names its product Dbl homology (DH) domain protein. The record is from RefSeq and is a predicted model, not a curated record. Gene Ontology annotation, biological process: positive regulation of Rho protein signal transduction. Bases 1 to 3732 code for a protein of 1243 amino acids. Lineage: Eukaryota; Fungi; Basidiomycota; Ustilaginomycetes; Ustilaginales. The transcript has a single exon. Gene Ontology annotation, molecular function: guanyl-nucleotide exchange factor activity.